Molecule: messenger RNA, 916 nt
Organism: Dermatophagoides pteronyssinus (European house dust mite)
Lineage: Eukaryota; Metazoa; Arthropoda; Arachnida; Sarcoptiformes; Pyroglyphidae
Gene: Cmpk
Product: cytidine/uridine monophosphate kinase Dak1
Biological process (GO): 'de novo' pyrimidine nucleobase biosynthetic process; pyrimidine nucleotide biosynthetic process
Molecular function (GO): ATP binding
Source: RefSeq, a predicted model, not a curated record
AUGUUCGUUAUCAUUAUAAAACGUUGGCUAAAUUAUAGUCGAAAUUUUCCUGUGAAUUUUUUACUUAAACAAACACCGAAGCCACUAAAUUAUUGCCAGAUUUUAUCAACAAAAAUUGACGGAAUUGAUUCUUGUUUUUAUAGAUUUUUUAAUAAUAACAACAAUAAUAAAAUGUAUGAUUGGAAUAAUUUACCACGACCAAAUGUGAUAUUUGUACUUGGUGGUCCGGGUGCUGGUAAAGGUACCCAAUGUAGUUUGAUUAGUGAGAAAUUUGGCCAUGUACAUUUAUCGGCCGGUGAUUUAUUACGUAAAGAACAAAAUACUAUUGAUUCAAAAUAUGGUGAAUUAAUUGCCGAACAUAUCAAAAAUGGAACAAUUGUACCGGUUGAAAUUACCUGUAAACUGUUGAUGAAUGCAAUGUUAGAAAAUAUGAUUGCAUUAGCUGAACAGGCAAAUGAAAAUGAACAAAAAUCAAUAGCUGUUGGAAAUUUUCUUAUCGAUGGUUUUCCACGAAACCAAGAUAAUCUGGAUGGUUGGCGAAAAUUUGUUGGCGAUAAAGUUAAUGUUGAAUUGGUUUUAGUUUUGGAAUGUCCUGAACAAAUUUAUCUGGAACGUUGUUUGAAACGUGGUCAACAUUCUGGCCGUGCUGAUGAUAAUCCGGAAUCAAUGAAAAAACGUCUGGAUACACAUCUAAAUCAAACAAUGCCUAUUGUUAAUUAUUAUGAAAAAUUAAAUUUAGUCAAACGUAUUGAUGCAAGUCGUACAAUCGAUGAAGUUAAUGAAGAAUGUUGUAAAAUUAUACAAUCAUUAAUGGCUGAACGAAAAUGAAAAAAAAAACAAAUUUUUGAUCAAAAAAUUUCAAAAUAAGAAUUUUAUUCCAAAUUUGGAAAAAAUGCCGGCUUUUUUAAAAAAUAAA